CAUUGUUUUUAAGGUGUACAUAUAGAAUUCUUAUUUUCAUUUAACAUAUAGCAAACGUCUCCAGGAUGUGAUAGUAGGUUUAUAUGUCUGCAGAUUAAAGGAUUCUUUUUAAUAAGAAGAAAAAAGAUUGUAUUUAACGACUUUGAUCAAGUCAUUUCGAACACAAUUUAUCUUCUAUAUUUAUCUUUUAUUCUGUACUGUUGAAGCGUUUUCGUCACGGUGACGCUCUGUGAUUGUGGCUCAAUGAGAAUAGUCGUUCUACAGUCGUUGAACGAGGUGCCCAAGCUCAGUUGUCAUUCUGUAGAUUAGCCUCACUAUUUCUCAAAAAAUUUUCAUCUUGGGUCAAAUCUACCAACGAAUUUUGUUAACAAGACUUAAUAAUGAUGAAGUGCAUCCGACUGCAAUUAAUAACGUUCGAUGUCACCGGUACGUUGCUGAAGACGAAGUUGGAGCGAUACAUUGAAGUUGGCUCUGAACACGGUCUUUCGGUCGAUCCGCGCAAAUUGGCGCACAGCUUUAAAAACAGUUUCCACAAGCUCAGCCUGGAGCAUCCAGUGUUCGGGAAGCAUACGGGCAUCGGAUGGGAGAAUUGGUGGAGAAAGAUGGUUUAUAACGUUUUUAAGGAUCAACACAAUUCUGUAGCGAACAGCACAUUGGACAAGGUUGCUAACAGUUUGAUAAGUUGCUACGGCACGAACAUGUGCUGGUAUAAGUAUCCGGACACGAUCGAGUUACUGGAGUAUCUUCAAAAACAGAACAUAAUCUUGGGGGUGAUAUCGAAUUUCGACCAGCGGUUGGAAGGGGUGCUCGAGGACACGAGGAUACGACCUUACUUUUCCUUCGUUUUAACGUCUUACGAUUUCGGCGCGGAGAAACCGGACACCUCGAUAUUCGACGAGGCGCUCAGACUGACAAGGGAACGACAUUGCAUCGACGUGACUCCCCAGGAAGCGCUCCACAUCGGCGAUACGUUCAGCAAAGAUUACGUCGGCGCGAAGAACGCGAAAUGGAACGCGAUUCUAAUUAAACGCGACGAUCCCGACGUAAGCGACAAGAGAGUACCUAAGACCGAUGUGUUUAAAAAUCUUCGCGAUUUGAAAGUAUACCUUUCUACGCUUAUAGACAGGGGUAGUAUACAGGAAAGAUGAUUUCGCGAGACACGGUACCUAUCAUAACCAGGAAAUACUUCCCACGUGAUAGAACAAUGUUUAGUAUCAUUGAUAAGAUUUAUUUUUUGUGAGAUUGUAUAUUAUCCUUUAUAUUAUGUAUAUUUUUAUAAAAUUCAAACUGCUAUUUUGUGCAUCAUUAAAUAAUAAGAUUAUAAUAACAUGUGCACAUAUAAUAACGUAUUAUAAUAACGUUUAUAAAUGUGAUAAUAAUUCCAUUCACUAUAGAUAACAUUGAAACUCAAUAAAUAUGUGUUGAUUAUUAUCACAUAUAAUUUAAGCUAUAUCAGAUGUAACAAAUAUAAAGCAUCGAAAAAAAAUUCUAACAUGUAACACGUACUUAUACAACUAUAUACAAGACUAAUUCUUAAAUAA
This is a messenger RNA of Ceratina calcarata, 1541 nucleotides long. RefSeq names its product rhythmically expressed gene 2 protein. The transcript has 3 exons. Gene Ontology annotation, cellular component: nucleus. Bases 381 to 1148 code for a protein of 255 amino acids. The record is from RefSeq and is a predicted model, not a curated record. Lineage: Eukaryota; Metazoa; Arthropoda; Insecta; Hymenoptera; Apidae.